Messenger RNA from Hipposideros armiger (great roundleaf bat), 5099 nucleotides. RefSeq names its product ADAM metallopeptidase domain 8 (gene ADAM8). Gene Ontology annotation, molecular function: cell adhesion molecule binding; metalloendopeptidase activity. Bases 1320 to 4451 code for a protein of 1043 amino acids. The transcript is spliced from 22 exons. Gene Ontology annotation, biological process: inflammatory response; positive regulation of cellular extravasation; positive regulation of membrane protein ectodomain proteolysis. Lineage: Eukaryota; Metazoa; Chordata; Mammalia; Chiroptera; Hipposideridae. The record is from RefSeq and is a predicted model, not a curated record.
CUCCUGGCACUAGGUGGCAGCAGCUCCCCGUCCUACAGUUCAGUGGUCGAGGGUGGGGGGGGGGGGGGUCAGGAGGCACUCCCAGUGAAGGGCCUCAGGCUGGCUGAGGCCUCUGGCCUGGUAGGACUGGGAGCCCUGCUCCACAGAUCUGUGGCUUCCGCCUCCACAGUCACCUGCCUUCCCAGUAAGGCAGUAGGUGACACCAGUCCUAGGUGUGACACUCAGGAACAGCUCCAUGCCAGUGUGCUGGUGCUCCCAGACAAGCUGCCCCUUCCUGCUGGAUUUCAUGCGUGUCAUUUUUGAAAUUCAGUUCCAACCACCUGCUCCAGGUGGCAUUGGCAGAUGAGAACCAGAAGUGGCCAGCGCACAGACAGGGUCCCCUGGGGCCUGGGUGUCUCAGCUCAGCUGCUGCCUUGCAGGACUGGGCAAACCAUAGGCUGACUGCCCCCUUUCUGAUCUGCAGUGUGUACAGCUGUUACCUGUGAGCAGACAGGCUUUUCUGCCAACCCAGGUUGUCAGUCACGCUGUGGGUGAAGCCUGAGCCGAGGAAGCUGCUGGCUUUCAUUGGGGGGGCCCUCCUGCAUGACCCCCGAGGCCAGAAACCCUGCCACCCACACCUCCAGGCUGCGGGUGGUGAGGUGGGGUAGCGUCCAGCAGCGCCUGCCCCAGGGUUGCUGGGGGUGAGUUGGGUGUGUCCUGUGGGCUGCCUGGGGGUUCCUGCAUCAUAGGGGCUCUGGGCCUGCGGUGGUCCUAGCUGCUAAUUGAGGUCCCGGCCGGUGAGCUGCACCGGGAUCUGGUCAGCUCUGGGGCUGCCCGUUCACAGCACCCUGUUUUUGCCUGUGCAGGACACACCGCUGUUGGACUUUCGCUGUCAAAUGACUUGGAUGUAAGACUAAGGAACAAGUAAAACUGCCCGGAGGGCUUGGGGUUGCGUGGCACGUCUAUGAUACCAAGUCAUGCAUAGGCUCGGCCAGAACCCCUCACAGGCCAGCACCCCACCCCACCCCGCCAGGAGCCCCACCAUGGACCCAUGCCUAGCCGCUGCACCCACACUGCUGGCUGCAGCCAGGGUUUGGGGUGCUGGCUGUCACCCCCAAGUUCCUGCCUUUUCUUUCUUGUUAUGCCAUUCACUUUGGGGAAAAUCAUGUCCACUGAACUUGGACUUCUGGUCCGGAAUCGCCUGUGGUGUCCACCACACCCUCUCACCUGGCCUCCAGACAUCCCCGGAAGGGAGUCAGGGAUGUGGCUCAGGCCCCACAGGCUGCGCAGGGCAAGCCCACUUGGCUCAGCCACAGGAGGCCUGGCUCCCAAGGUGAAGGAUGAUGUCAGCCCACCGAGGGCAGAAAGCAGGGAGAGGUACCAGUGGGGAGUUGCAGGCCGCGGGGCCUGGGACCUCAUGGACAAACGCGCUGGGGGGUGCCCUCUGCACACAGCAGGAUCUGUGGCCAGUUCCCCAGGAAGCCGGAGGGCACGUCCCACCUCCCGACCCCUCCCCCCACAGCAUGUCCCAAGUCACUUCCUCUCCAAGGCGCCUGGCCAGCCACCUCCCCCCUUGCGGCGCAGCUUCAUCUUCUCUCCUACACGGAGGGGAGGCUGAAAUGCAGGGAGGGGUUCGAAUGGGCCCGUGCGCCUCCCUCAGGUCAUUCAUUCAGCCCACAUGUAUAAAGCGCACAUGGUCCAGGAGACCCCAGGGCACCAGAAGGAGCCCCAGGAACCCCGAGGAGCAACCCGACCAGGGAGAGGCUACAAGGGGAGGGCGGGGCGCGCACCCCAAGGUGUCCCAGACCCCGCCCCUCCCCGCGUCCCGGGCCAAUUGGGGGGUGAGGGGGUGGCCUGGGCGGGGCGCUUGGGAAAGUCGAGCGCCAGGACUAGACAGAGCGCGCAGAGCCGCGCUCCCACACGCACUGCGCCCUCGGACCCCGGGUUCCCAGAUCCUCGAUCGCACCCCCAGACUGCGAAUCUCAGACCCACAUCCGCGCCUCCGGACCCCAGGUCCCUGGAUCCCUGUCCGUGCCCCCAGACUCCUAACCGCAGAUCCCCAUCCGCGCCGGGCCAUGCGCCGCCUCCGGCUCUGGCUGCUGGGCGCGCUGUGGCUGCAGGUGGUCACCCCUCGUGGCCCCCUGCCCCAUGUGGAGCAGUACGAGGUGGUGUGGCCCCAGCGCCUGCCAGGACCCCGCACCCGCCGAGCCCUGCCCUCCCACUUGGGCCUAUACCCAGACAAUGUGAGUUAUGUCCUGGAGGCCCGCGGGCACACCUUCACCCUGCACCUGCGGAAGAACAGGGACCUGGUGCGUUCGGGCUACACGGAGACCUACACGGCCGCUAAUGGCUCUCAGGUGACGGAACAGCUGCAGAAGCAGGAUCACUGCUUCUACCAGGGCCAUGUGGAGGGCCACCCUCACUCUGCCGCCAGCCUCAGCACCUGUGACGGCCUCAGGGGCUUCUUCCGGGCGGGUGAGGCCAUCCACCUGAUUGAGCCCCUGCACGGAGGCAGUGAAGGGGGGCAGCAUGCACUCUACCAGGCCCAGCACCUGCGGCAGAAGGUGGGGACCUGCGGGGUCAGCAACGCCAGCCUGGAGAGCAUCCUGGGCCCCCGGACCUCGGCAGCCAUCAGGCCCCGGAACCGGCCGCUGUCCCAAGAGACCCGCUACGUAGAGCUGUAUGUGGUCACCGACAGGACAUUGUUCCGGCAGCAGGGGAGCAGAGAGGCUGUGCGCAAGCGGGUGCUGGAGGUGGUGAACCACGUGGACAAGCUUUAUCAGGAACUCAAGUUCCGCGUGGUCCUGGUGGGCCUGGACAUCUGGAACCAAGAGGACAAGAUCCACAUCAGCUCCGAGGCCAGCACCACACUGGACAACUUCCUGGCCUGGCGGGAGCGAAGCCUUGUGGGGCGGCACCCUCAUGACAACGCGCAGCUUAUCACUGGGGUUGACUUCACCGGGAACACCGUGGGACUGGCCAAGGUGUCCGCCAUGUGCUCCCAGGACUCGGGGGCUGUGAACCAGGACCACAGCCACAGCCCCAUCGGUGUGGCGUGCACCAUGGCCCACGAGAUGGGCCACAACCUGGGCAUGGACCAUGACGAGGAAGUCCACGGCUGCUACUGCCCUGUGCCUCAAAACAGCGGCGGCUGUAUCAUGGCGGCCAAAAUUGGUUCUGCAUUCCCCAGGAGGUUCAGCCAGUGCAGCCGGGCCGACCUGGAAACGUUCGUAGAAAAGCCCUAUAUAACCUGCAUGGCGAACGCCCCAGACCUCGACCGCCUGGUGGGCGGCCCCGUGUGUGGGAACGGCUUCGUGGAGCGUGGGGAGCAGUGUGACUGCGGCCAGCCCCAGGACUGUCAGAACCGCUGCUGCAAUGCCACCACCUGCCGGCUGCUUGAGGGGGCCGAGUGUGCCCAUGGCACCUGCUGUCAUGAAUGCAGGGUGAAGCCGGCUGGCACGCUGUGCCGUGCCGCGAAGGAUGUGUGUGACCUGGAGGAGUACUGCGAUGGCCGGCAGCCGGCGUGCCCAGAGGACGCCUUCCAGGAGAACGGCACCCCUUGCCUGGGGGGUUAUUGCUACGACGGGACCUGCCCUACGCUGGCCCAGAGAUGCCAGGAUCUGUGGGGGCCAGGCACACGGGCUGCCGUGGAGACGUGCUACAGCUAUAGCAUCUCAUCGGACUGCAGCAGCCGGAUGCCCCUUGGCUCCCGCAGCGUUAACAGAUGCGGCGUCCUGUUCUGCCAGGGUGGGCAGAAGCCCCGAGAGCGAUCCGCCUGCACGCUCACCUCCUCCUCAGCUGUCUGCCAGGCUCUUGUCCUGAGUGGGGGCUCUGGGUUCGAGCCGGUGCUCGAAGGCACCAAGUGCGGCGAGGAAAGGGUUUGCUGGAAAGGACUGUGCGAGGACCUCCGAGUUUACAGAGCCGAAAACUGCUCCGCCAAGUGCAGCGGGCAUGGGGUGUGUAACCACAAGAAGGAGUGCCACUGCCAGCUGGGCUGGGCCCCACCCCACUGCACAGAGCUGCUGGCCCAAAUGCACACAGCGUCUGGGAGCCUCCCGGUGGGCGUGCUGGUGCCCGUGUUGCUCCUGGUGGUUCUGGUGCUCAUCGUUGCCGGCGUGGUCAUCUACUGCAAGGCCAGGAGCCCCACCCGGUGGAGGAAUUUGGUACCCAAGGCCGCCAUGGGGCUCUCCAACCCCCUGUUCCAUGAGGGGGGCAGCGCGCCAGCUAAGGGCGGGGCUCCGGCCCACACCGUGGGCCCCCCGGAGCCCGUCCCUACCACGCACACCAGCCAGCCUCCCAGGCCCACAGCUGCUGCAGUGACACCUAAACGGCCACCCCCUGCUGUGGUCAAGCCAAGUUCUGCGCCUCCGAUGCCACCGGUCAAGCCCAAGGCUGGAGUGGCCAACCCUGGACCCACUCAGGGAGUUGUUGGCCCAAAGGUUGCUUUGAAACCCCCCGUCCAGAGGAGGUGAUGGGCCAGCUCACAGCACCCUGGGGGCACCUGCACACUUUCCUGGAAGUUGCCUAUUGUUUAAGUUGAAAAAGCCCGUCAGCCUCUGCCAGCUGAUGCACACCUCUGCCCAGGCCCUUGGUGCCCGGACGGGCUUGGUCCACUGUGAGAAGUCCUAGCCGAAGAGCCUGCUCCUCAUGGCCAAGGUCGCUCUCAGCAUGGCAGGGCCACAGCCCAGGGCCUCUCAGCUCAGGGCUCCCGGGCUGGGCCCUCCAUUGCUGUGCCUGAGCUCUCACGCACCUUGGCCACGCUUAGCUCAGUGUGUCUGCAGUCGCCAGGCUGGGGGUGCGAAGCCAGCGCCUUGUGGCGUGUGUGCAUGUGUCCAGAGGGCCGCCGGCCUCCCUCAGCCUGGAGGCCAGGACCUCGCGCCACCGGCUCCCACGCCUCCCGCACUCCCGGCUGCUGCUCCAGGCAGGAGGGCCCUGCGCGUGCUGUGCCUCCCAGAAAGACACCGGGGCGUGUGCAGCGCCCCAGGGUCCGCUGAGCACAGGGUGGCGGCCCGGGAUUGGAUCUGGAUCCGACUGCAAGCCCCUCAGUUUUCUGAGCCUGUUUCCCUGAGAUUUAAGAAAGCAAGCUUGUUUUUACGAUUAAAUUAUUGAUCAAGUUCUGA